Molecule: messenger RNA, 3894 nt
Organism: Aureobasidium melanogenum CBS 110374
Lineage: Eukaryota; Fungi; Ascomycota; Dothideomycetes; Dothideales; Saccotheciaceae
Exons: 3
Biological process (GO): protein polyubiquitination
Cellular component (GO): nucleus
Molecular function (GO): ubiquitin conjugating enzyme activity
Source: RefSeq, a predicted model, not a curated record
AUGGUCAAGGACCUCAAAUCCCUGCCUGCCCCGGCCUUCAACCUCCCCGCUACAGCCAGGAUCAAGCAGCUCCACAACGACGCUGUUCGCCAUCUUAGCAACAACCCACCUGAUUGGUUAGAUGCCGAUUCCAUCCUCGACCUUCACAUUCACGAGCUGCCUAUCGCUUCGUCUUGUCUGGACUUGACCAUUGAGGAGACAGGUCUUACUUCGUGUCUCAAGGAUGGCGUCCUCACUCUCUAUGCUGUCCCACGUCCUGCCUCGACCACCCGCUCAACCCACCCUACUGCUAGAGUCGGCAAGAAUGACCUCUUCGCUGCCGGCCCUCACUGGCAACCAGACGUACCACAGUCUGAUCGUGGUGUCGCUAUGUUCUUGUCAUCUCUUAGAGUUUUUGCUCACCUGCUGAAGAGCAACUCCAUUCCAGACGAGCACAGAGACAGAGUCGUCUAUGUCUUUGAUCUGCUUUGCUCGUUUCCCCCUGCCGUACGCGCUCUCCACUUGUUGAUCCAGGGACGCACAAUCUCUCACAUGGCCAGUGCCGCCCUGAGCCAAGCCUUAUACUGCGUGCUUGAAGAUUUGGGCCACAAGAAACUCAUCAAGAACGAUAAUGCCAGGCUCUUCGAGGGUGCCCGUCUGGUUUUCGGUCUCAUCAUGGAAAAGGCAAACCAACUCAAGCCAACCAACUUUGUUGUGCCUGUCUAUUCGUCGCAGAUCCACAAAGUGCAGUUCCAAGCUUCUGGUCCCGCUGCAUCUCUCGACCUCAUGCCUGUUGGCGGAAACAACGCUCGUCCUGCCGCAUCAAUAUAUGUCCAGCCCAACCCCGAAUCAGGAGAGCUGAAUUUGGAGCUGCUGUCAGAGUCUGAGCAGAGCGCUGUCAUCUUCAGCCCUCCAGAGGACCUUUUCGCUCGCGGCCAGACCCUUGAGGAAGUCAUCAGCCCUAGUGAUCUUCGCAACUUGCACCAGCUUGCGAACCUCUGUGGCAAGGUCUCUCUGUCAGUCAUCAGACCAUCUUUCUUGUCUUCGGUCGCGCCUGAGCACUUGACCUUCGACUCAGAGGGACAUCUCGCCGUCUAUACUGGCAAGGCUGACUGCGCUGGUCCUGGUGAGGACACUGUCAUCUUUCGUCCAUUGCACGGCGAGGAGACUCCCAACACGGGUCAGGUGGAGCAGCAGCUUGCUCCUAUCCUUGAGACUUAUGAGCAAGAUGGCACCAAUGUCUUUGAUGUGCUCGGCUCUUCCAAAGCCCGAGCCCUCGAGCAACCUGAUGAAAUAGUCGUGUUCGCUGUAGACUGCAGUGCCAGUAUGUCAGGAUCAACCAAUCUCUUGGGUAUCGACACCGGUCCAGAUAUCUCCCGCGAACCGGACAUUCAUCAGAUCCCCCCUCUCGCAUACGUCCAAGCUGUCCUCGAAGAGACCAAAAUGUCUCUCUCUGAACACGAAGCAUAUGGUGACAUACUGGGCUGUGUGGUCGAUACUUCCCAUGCUCAGCGACCUGAAAGUGCGGCCAAAAUGCUGAAUUUGCUUUUCAACAUGCUCAGCGAAGAGGCUGCAAGCAUCCAUAGAGAGCCCAUUUACAGCGUGUAUCAGCGCCAACAGAACAACAUUAGGACUGACAAGCUGGAGCUCUUCGCUGCUGGCAUCAAACGCUUCGAGCAACAACUCAUCGACAUGAUGAUCCUUCACGCAAUGUCUACGCCUGCAAAGGAAUGGAAGUGGAAGCAAGGUGAGGAGAUUCCUGGGCGUACACAGGUUCCACCUCUCCCAAACGAAGUCACCUCCAUUCCUGACGCUCUGAAAUGUCCCAUCACGCUUGGUCUCAUUGAGGAUCCCGUUGUAGCUGCUGAUGGCCAGGUAUAUGGUCGUCAGGCCAUACGCAAAUGGAUGGCAAUCAGACGUUCCUCCCCACUGACAGGUCUGGACUUUGAGGACACGGAACUCACUCCUCAUCUUCAGUUGGCUGAGCAAGCAGAGGAGUGGUUACAGGCUAAAGCUUUUCUCGAGCUCGAGGAACGUCCGGUCAACAAGCGUCGCCGCACCUCACCUCAUCCUAACACGAUUACGUUCUCGAAUCCGUCUCACCACUUCACUCGUGUACUUCCACCUGAUACAACCUUGCUCGACUUGUUCAAAGUCGUAUUCCGUGCCAUGAGAGGUCGCUACAAUACUUUCCAGCUAUCUUUCAAUGGAUUGCUCCAGCCAACUGCGGCUACAAUCUCUUCUGUGGGUAUCGUAGGAGGCAGUGCCAUCACAAUCAUCAUUCCCGACGAUACCAACACAAUCCAGGCGGGAUCGUCGCCGCUUUGUCUGGUCAAGGUGUAUUCGAGCUCGUCAACCCAAGCCCCAGACUUCUGUUUCUGGGUCCCGAAGAAUACUCAAGUCUCUUUCAGAUCUCUUACCAUCAAAUGGUGGCGCGUUCUUUGGGCACGUCAACCUUGGCUCAAGUAUGUGAAGUACGAGAUCUGGACAGACCUCAAAAGCAACGGGGACAACCACUAUGUGGGUAAUAUUGCCGAACAUCGAGAGCUGCUCCAAAACUACCUUACCACCUGGCAUGCCUUCGGCACACUCGGACCUGAGCCUGUGUACCUGGUCGAGUCAAGUGGCUCGACCGACUCUGAAGACCCCUACAGCGAUGAAGAUAAUGGGCAAGCCUACAAACCUCUGGUGUUGAAGAUCAAGUUCUCGGAGGCAGCUGGUCACGAAAAGAGGAAACGUGCUCUAUCGCGUCUGCAGGUGUUGAAGCAAAUGUUCGAGGCCAUGAUCAAUCGUAUGAUUGCGUACUCUUAUAAGACACAUAUCGGCUUGGUCACCUUCGACUCGACAGCGAUCGUUUCUCAGUCCAUCACACAUGUCAUCGAGAACUUCAGAAGAAGUGUGGAGAAAAUGAGAGCAAAGGGUGACACUGCGCUCUGGGACGGAAUCAAACUUGCUCAGACGGAAAUCAUGAAGCACGCAGAAAGAUACCCUCAAGCACAACGCCGUAUCAUAUGCCUGUCUGAUGGCAAUGAUACCAAAUCAGUUGCUGGCCCUGCGGAUCUCUGCUGGCAGCUUCGUGAGAACAAAAUCGCUGUCGACUCGGUUUGCAUCGGACAGGAUGACAACAUGGACCUGAAAGCUCUCUCCAUCAUGCUCAAGUCCUACUGCUUCUACCCUAAAGAUCUCACCACCGCGCUCGCCAUUUGUGAGAUGGAGUCUGUCUUGUCUCAGACGGAGCGCCCAGCCCCGGCGGCCACUCCCGAUCUUCCACGCAGCUCCGCUUUGAACAAUUUCUACGCAAUGCGCCAUCGUGCUACUUUCACCGUCGUCACGCAGGAUGUGUUCCCCAAGCGCAAGGAACAUCCCAGACUGGAGGACACGUUCAUCCAGCUGGCCAAUUGUGUUCGUUCAAAUGCCAAUCCACAAUCCAGUCUUCCCACUCUGAGAGCAUCUCGUCUCCUUGUCGAGAUGCGCAACAUGGCUGCCGAUCCGCAUCCGAUGUAUGACUGUUACGUUUCUGAGGCUGACAUGUUUUUCUGGAAGAUCGUCAUUGAAGGCCCCCCUGAGACCCCAUAUGAAGGCUGCGCUUUCUUGCUGUACCUUGAGAUGCCGGAGAACUUCCCUGCCUUCCCUCCACAAGGUCGUUUUGUGACUCCAGUGUUCCAUCCCAACAUCAACCGCCACGGCCGUAUCUGCCACAGUAUCUUUGACCGUGACUGGACCACUGAUACUACCCUCAAGAACGUUCUUGAUACUGUCUAUGGUCUUCUGCUUCAGGCUGAGACAGGUGAUGCUGUACACACCACCGUCACUCUCGGCUUCCACCACGAUGAGGUUGCCUUUGCGGAAGAAGCUCGUCGUUACGCCAGAAAGCACGGCAGCAAAUCUCGCGAACAAUGGGAGUACGAGUUGCUC